Epithele typhae is the source of this 1239-nucleotide messenger RNA. RefSeq lists its product as uncharacterized. The transcript has a single exon. The record is from RefSeq and is a predicted model, not a curated record. Lineage: Eukaryota; Fungi; Basidiomycota; Agaricomycetes; Polyporales; Epitheliaceae. Bases 1 to 1239 code for a protein of 412 amino acids.
AUGAGGGAAGCAUUCCUGCGUCGUUCCCAGCAGACCCUGCUCGACCUCCGACUGUGCGAUGAUCCCGAUGGUCACCUCGACUCUGUGGUGUUGGAGUGCGCCCCCCGUGUCCGCAACCUAUCCAUCGCCUGCUCGUCCUUGAGCCACAAGCAUCAGCCUUUCGAACCAGGCUCAAAGUUCCUCAAUCUCGAGUCUCUCAGCAUCACUGCCUAUAAUCUCCCCGACGGCCUUUUCCCUACGAGACCCCCGAAGCUGCGCACCAUCAUUCUGGUCUCAGAAAAAUCCCUUCCUGCGCUCCCAUACGCAGCACUCACACGGCUCGUCAUACAGCAGGAGAGCGCGUUGUCGAUCAACGACGUUCGGGAAGCCCUAUCCGCCUGUGCCUCUACGCUCAAGGACCUAGUGUUCUGCAUCGACCACGCGUGGCGUUACUCCAGCGGAGACGCGCUACCCCCGAUCCACCUUCCCCGUCUUGAAACGCUCUUCGCUCGCAACCCCGGCUAUCUCCUCGAGCUGCUCUCGAUCCCUCCCUCCACUGCCGUGACGCUAGAGGAUUGCGACCACAACGUCCCGGACUGGUUCGUCUCCGGCGGGAGCUGGACGACGCUCGCGCUCGACUACGGCGCCGAAGAGAUCACUGCCGUGCUCACGGAGUCCCCGGCGGACGCCCGUGGCACGCCGCGGAGAACGCUCCGGUACUGCACCACGCUCUCGAGGGAAGACGUCGAGCGCGCCAUCCUGGCACUCGUCCCCUGGACGCAGCUCGAGACCGUCGCCCUGCGCGCGACUGCCCGGAUGCACACGGCGAUGGCGUUCUUGGCCCACGGCUUGCGCCGCACGCGCGGAGGGAUAGGCAGACUCCAGUCGGUGUACGUGGCCUCCAGGCGCUCGAGGAAGGUCGAAGCCGUCGCGGCGGCGGUCAAGGAGCUGGGAGAGGUCAUCGGGGGGUAUCCGGAGGCGAGUGAGGUGGCGCGCCGGGAACCGUUGCGGCUGGCCAAGCUGGAGAUCUGGGCGGGGAAGAGAGCGUUUCUGGAGCAGCUGUGCAUCGGAGGACAGCCAACUGGGGUGGAGAGGGUCGUCUUGCACUGUCCAGAGACGGCGGAGCCCUGGGUGCAACAGAUGCAACGUGAGGUUCCCCAGUUGGAAGUACACGCGUUGAAGGGCGCGGCGGUGAAGGAGGCUCGUCUACCGGCGCUUGACGAAGCCAUCAAGGACGGUAUGUAUCGGUGGUGGGAUUAA